UAUGAGUCGAUAAUUAUAUGUUGGUCGUCUGAGUUCCAGGAUCCGUAGAGAGCACCUUUAAUAAGAGUUUGAGAAAUUCGGCAAAAUCAAGGAUAUUGAUUUACGAAAUACUCAUGCUUUUAUUGAAUUUGAAAAUUAAGAUGAUGCCAGAGCAGCCAUUUCAAAAAUGGACAACAAACGAUUGAAUGAAGGCAGUGAUCGUAUCACAGUCAAAUCAAGAGGUAGAAAAAAGAGAUGGAUGAAAUUGAAAAGAUGAUCGACCGUAAGGUGCAAGAGGACCCACAUCCAGAGACGUAUGUUUCAAUUGCGGCCGUAAGGGACAUUGGGCAAACGAAUGUAAAGAAGGUAUUACACUUAUACCAUUUCACCAGGGGACUUACGAGACACAUGUUAUCGUUGCUAUAAAAAAGGUCAUACACGAAAAGAUUGUCCAAAAUCAAGGACACCUUCAGAGAGAAGAAAGUUUAUUAAAAAAAUAUUAUUUUUUUUUAGUCGUCGUGAUAAAGAUAGAAAGAGAAGAAGAUCUUCAUCUUCAUCUUCUAAAUCUUCUGAAUCCUCUAAAUCUAGGAGAAGAUAUAGAUAAUAGUAGAAACAAUAGAAGAAACCUAACAGAAGAUCACCUUCUUCAAGUGAGAGCAAAUCCAUAUCAUCACAAAGCUCUAGGUAUUUAAAAAUUAUUAGUAUAAUUUAAGCAAAUAACCAUGAU
Paramecium pentaurelia is the source of this 706-nucleotide messenger RNA. The record is from the annotation of a GenBank genome assembly. NCBI's taxonomy places the organism in Eukaryota, Ciliophora, Oligohymenophorea, Peniculida, Parameciidae.